GUUCACUGACUGGGCAUACAGACCGCUGACGGAUCUUCACCAUGCAAACAAGAAUAUUGCUGCUGACUCUCACCCUGACACUGGGGAUCAACACAAUGAUAACAGGAGAACUGCUUCACGCUCAGUGCAAAGUCAUAUGGCUCUUUGGGAUCCCAUGCCAGGACGUUUAUUUGAGUUUGGUGAACCAGAUCAAGGCCUGGAGGGGCAUGGCCGGCUGUAUGACUGUUGGACAGAGAUGCCUGUAUAAGCUGGUGUCUGCCACACCUUUCGACAUUGUAGCCAACCACACGUCCAGACAGUGGACCAGCAAGGAGGAUCUGACCUUUCACCUGGUGGCAACCGAAGAAUCUGUUUGUAGAGUGACGGGAUUUUCUAUCUCUAAAGCAUGGGCCAAGGUGGAGGACAAUGGCAUCACAUACUGCACUCUCUACAACCUUAUUGAUGGUAGCGGGCUGGUGGAUGCUGCGGGUUAUAAGCAGUACACGAAUGAAUGGAUUUGUCUGGACUACUCAACUGCCAACUGCACCAUCUACUGAUGAGAUCUACUGGUCUUUGAUAUGAUUUAAUACACUGACAAAGACCAUGAAACAUUAAUGAAUCGCUCGUAAUUCUCCAAAUGUAGUUUUUAGUAUUUUAGCAGUCGCUCAUACAGUUAUAUAGCUAUUCAUUGUUAAUAAUGCUUGGCAUUAUCACUGAGUUUGAGAGCAGAAUGCAUUACUGUUUGAAUGACAAAUAAACCAGA
Molecule: messenger RNA, 742 nt
Organism: Labeo rohita (rohu)
Lineage: Eukaryota; Metazoa; Chordata; Actinopteri; Cypriniformes; Cyprinidae
Exons: 5
Coding region: 42-536 (164 amino acids)
Source: RefSeq, a predicted model, not a curated record